This is a messenger RNA of Brienomyrus brachyistius, 2169 nucleotides long. RefSeq names its product down-regulator of transcription 1 (gene dr1). The record is from RefSeq and is a predicted model, not a curated record. The transcript is spliced from 3 exons. NCBI's taxonomy places the organism in Eukaryota, Metazoa, Chordata, Actinopteri, Osteoglossiformes, Mormyridae. Gene Ontology annotation, biological process: RNA polymerase II preinitiation complex assembly; positive regulation of transcription by RNA polymerase II; chromatin remodeling. Gene Ontology annotation, molecular function: protein heterodimerization activity; general transcription initiation factor activity; core promoter sequence-specific DNA binding. Bases 559 to 1086 code for a protein of 175 amino acids. Gene Ontology annotation, cellular component: negative cofactor 2 complex.
UGCCGAGUGACGAGAGGGGAGGUCGCAUCCGCUGAGGUCAGAUCCGGCUCCAUCGGUUUGGGGAGCGUACCAAGUGCUGGAAUGAACUGAAUAACUUUUUCCGUUGGGAGCAUUUUCCAGUUUAGAAAUUUCAGUAACGGUCAUAAAAUGUCGAGUGAAGCGCCACAUUCUGUUAAAUGGUGAGUCGGAAAAUGCAGCGGGCGCUGGUUGCUGUAGCUAACGUUAGCUACACGUUAGCUUGUUAGCUGCUCCUGUCCACACAACAAAAAACACACUGAGUGACACUGUCGGUAACCGCGCCGCGCCGCCUCUCUUCGUUUCCUUUUUGCGGUAUCUUCCCGACGAAUUGCGUUCCUUACACGGCAUCGCAGGUCUGCUUUUUUAGCGUUUAUUUACGCCUAUUGUUUGAUUUUCGGAACUCCGCCGUAGUUGCGGGGGUGAAGCCGGCAAGUCUGACCCUAUAGGCCGCCGCAGAGGCGUUCCGGCAUCCAGCUGAGCUGCUGUCCGAAGGAAUCACAGGAGGAUUUCUCUGUUUAGCAUUAUUAAAAUAAAACCGUAAUGGCUUCUUCGUCGGGAAACGACGACGAUCUCACGAUACCCCGGGCGGCCAUUAACAAAAUGAUCAAGGAAACUCUCCCAAACGUGCGGGUGGCCAACGAUGCCCGGGAACUCGUGGUGAAUUGUUGCACUGAGUUCAUUCACCUUAUCUCCUCUGAAGCGAACGAAAUCUGCAACAAGUCUGAGAAGAAAACCAUUUCCCCGGAGCAUGUUAUAAACGCACUUGAAAGCCUGGGCUUUGCAUCCUACAUCGCUGAAGUGAAGGAUGUCUUACAAGAGUGUAAAACGGUAGCACUUAAGCGAAGGAAGGCCAGCUCUCGUCUCGAAAACCUCGGUAUUCCUGAGGAAGAGCUGCUCAGACAGCAGCAAGAGCUAUUUGCCAAGGCCCGGCAGCAGCAGGCCGAGUUGGCUCAGCAGGAGUGGCUACAGAUGCAGCAGGCAGCCCAGCAGGCACAGCUGGCUGCAGCCUCAGCCAGUGCUGCCCAGCAGGCCGGCUCCUCUCAGGAAGAGGAUGAGGAUGACAUGUGACCUGGCCCCCAGGCUGCCCCACCCCUAGCCAACGAGGUCGUCGCCGCGGUCCGGGACCCCUGAGCCCAUGACUUGACCGGAGAGUCCGCCAGUGCCGGGACCUACCAUCUCUACCAUGUUUUUGUUUGUUUUUUUUUUGUCUUAGUCCAAACUGCCUUGUCCGCUUUAGCUCCGAGGGCUUUUCUGUUACUCUUUGUUCUUCCAGAGUUUCUCUCUGGUACCCCGCACCCCCCCCCCUUGUGGUUAACACCAGUUUUGAAAUUAUGGUCAGUUUUUCAUCCCUUUUCCCCACUACUUUAUAAAUACUUGGUGCAGUUUUUUGUUGAAUUGUCACGUUGAAGGAUGAUUCGACACUCAUUUUAAGACUAGAAGAUACUCUUGAAUGUUGGGUGAGUGCUUAGUGCGGGAGGACACUCGCCUUCCAACGUUGGGUGAGUGCUUAGUGCGGGAGGACACUCGCCUUCCAAUGUUGGGUGAGUGCUUAGUGCGGGAGGACACUCGCCUUCCAACGUUGGGUGAGUGCUUAGUGCGGGAGGACACUCGCCUUCCAAUGUUGCCCCUGUUCUCUCUCUCUUUUUUGCUUUAAAUUGUAUUAACUGGUGCAACAAGACAUUCUUAUUGAAAAGGGGGUGUUUUCCAGUUUUUUUCCCUUUUUGUAAAAAAAAAUAAAAAUAAAAUACAAUUAAAAUGUGACUUAUGUAUUUCCAAGUCAUCAUUGUAUAUGUAGGGUUUAGCUGCCCCUCUCAAUUCAGUAUUGCAGUAAUAAACCUAAAGAACGUAGGAAGUACACUUUGUAUUGCAGAACCAAAGAUAGCUGAGAAUUUAGUGACAGGAAGUUUCACAUGUGAAGGAGUGAAACUGUCAAGGUGCGUCGUCUGGGCCGAAGGCGGCCCGCUGUAUAGCCACAUGGAAGCGGAAUGUACGUUUCAUAUCGCAGAAGUGUUUGGGCAUAUCCUGUUUGAGGUGAUGUUAAGGCACGUGGAUAUGACCAGAAACGCCCAGAGACGACUUGCUGCAAUGCCUGUUCCCUGUUUCUUCACAAGCUGUACUCUGAGCAAUAAAGUUGAUGUUUUAUAACGUGGA